Molecule: messenger RNA, 1990 nt
Organism: Vespa mandarinia (Asian giant hornet)
Lineage: Eukaryota; Metazoa; Arthropoda; Insecta; Hymenoptera; Vespidae
Gene: Pgi
Product: glucose-6-phosphate isomerase
Biological process (GO): glycolytic process; gluconeogenesis; glucose 6-phosphate metabolic process
Cellular component (GO): cytosol
Molecular function (GO): glucose-6-phosphate isomerase activity; carbohydrate derivative binding; monosaccharide binding
Source: RefSeq, a predicted model, not a curated record
GAAUUUGCCUUUAAAUUACAACAGGACAAAUGAAUGUCAGUAACCUCGAAAGUGAAUAAAUGAGAAAUUGAAGAGAGGGCGAGUAAAUCGAAUCGAAAGAACGCCUGACGCGGUUUCCUUAAAUCAAAUAUGAAGACUAAACAGGAAUUAACGAGCGAACCUACUUGGGUCAAGUUACAAGAAUGUUUCAACAAGACAGGAUCUGAAAUUAACAUAUAUAACUUAUUUCAGCAAGAUCCUGUUCGUUUUCAAAACUUCAGUCUAGAAAUCUCUACUCCAGAAGAUGGGCCUAUAUUACUCGAUUAUUCGAAAAAUCGAAUCACAAAGGAGAUAUUUGACUCGUUACUUGAUUUGGCCCGUGCACGGCAAAUAGAAGAAGCACGAAGCGCAAUGUUCUCCGCCGAAAAAAUAAAUUUUACCGAGAACAGAGCUGUCCUACAUAUAGCUUUACGUAAUAGAAGUAAUACUCCCAUAUUACUCGAUGAUAAAGAUGUUAUGCCAGAAGUGAAUGCAGUUUUAAGUCACAUGAAACAAUUUACUGAUGAGAUAAUAUCAAAACAAUGGAAAGGUUUUACAGGGAAGGCAAUUGAAGACGUUGUAAACAUUGGAAUUGGCGGCUCUGACUUGGGUCCCCUAAUGGUAACGGAGGCUUUAAAGGCCUAUCAUAUCGGGCCACGUAUACACUUUGUCAGUAAUAUAGAUGGAACUCAUAUCGCGGAAACGCUUAAAAAAUUAAAUCCUGAAACUACUCUGUUCAUAAUAGCAUCUAAAACGUUCACUACUCAAGAAACGAUCACUAAUGCAACUUCGGCAAAAUUGUGGUUAUUAGAAUCAUUAAAAAAUGAAGCAGCUGUCGCCUUCCAUUUUGUUGCCCUCUCCACUAAUACGCAGAAAGUUAAAGAAUUUGGUAUCGAUGAAAAGAAUAUGUUUGGAUUUUGGGACUGGGUUGGGGGACGAUAUUCUUUAUGGUCCGCUAUUGGCUUAUCCAUUUGCUUGUCCAUUGGUUUUGAAAAUUUUGAGAAACUUCUCAGCGGAGCACAUUUUAUGGAUCAACAUUUUUGCAAAGCUCCGCUAGAGAAAAAUGCACCUGUUAUUCUUGCGCUUCUUGGCAUAUGGUAUCAUAAUUUUUAUAAAGCCGAGACACAUGCAUUAUUACCAUACGAUCAGUAUUUGCAUAGAUUUGCUGCAUAUUUUCAACAGGGUGACAUGGAGAGUAAUGGAAAAUUUGUUACUCGAUCUGGGAAGAAAGUUAAUUAUUCUACCGGCCCGAUUGUAUGGGGAGAACCAGGUACAAAUGGACAACAUGCAUUUUAUCAACUUCUUCAUCAGGGUACAAGACUCGUACCUGCAGAUUUUAUAAUUCCCGUAAUAUCCCAGAAUAAGGUUCAAGGUACGUUACAUCAUGAAAUUUUACUUGCCAAUUUCUUUGCGCAAACGGAAGCUUUAAUGAAAGGCAAAGGUCAAAGUGAAGCUAAAAAUGAAUUAGAGAAAUCUGGUUUAAAUCCGGAACAAGUGAAUUCAUUGUUGCCUCAUAAAGUAUUUGAGGGCAACAGACCAACCAAUAGUAUUAUGGUAAAAAAAGUUACGCCUUUUGUCCUUGGUGCUUUGAUCGCAAUGUACGAACACAAAAUUUUUGUACAAGGUAUUAUUUGGGACAUUAACUCGUACGAUCAGUGGGGCGUUGAAUUGGGUAAACAGUUGGCAAAAGCUAUUGAACCUGAGCUUCGUAAUACUGAUAAAAUUACAACUCAUGAUUCAUCUACAAAUGGUCUUAUUGCAUUUGCAAAAGCAAAUUUGACUAUUUGACAAUAGUCUUCAAUUAUUAUAUAGUUGUUUAGAUACAGCCGGGAUACGCGAUCUAGCUAUAUUUUUUUUUUUAUUUAAGCUGGUGAAGUUUAGUUGACAAAUAAUUUGUUAACAUUUUGUAGUAUGACUUUGCUCGAUUAAAAAUAUAAAAUGUUAAGAGAGGUCUACAAAAAUUACAGAUUAA